UUUUCAGAUGUGGUGAAGAGCCUGCAUUUUCCCCUGUGUGGUAUAUAGUGCCUUAAAAAUGGGGUUUGGAGGUGAUCUGAAGUAUUCUCAUGAUGCUUUAUUAAAACUGCAAGACUGGGAACUGCGACUGCUGGAAACAGUGAAGAAAUUUAUGGCUAUGCGAGUCAAAAGUGAUAAAGAGUAUGCCUCUACUUUACAGAAUCUUUGUAAUCAAGUCGAUAAAGAGAACACGUGUCAGUUGGAUUAUAUCAGCAAUGUGUCCAAGUCUUGGUUGCUUGUGGUACAGCAAACAGAACAGCUGAGCAAAAUAAUGAAGACACAUGCAGAGGAUCUUAAUUCUGGGCCUUUGCAUAGGCUUACAAUGAUGAUCAAAGAUAAGCAGCAAGUUAAGAAGAGUUACGUAGGUGUUCAUCAGCAAAUUGAAGCAGAGAUGUACAAGGUCACAAAGACAGAACUAGAGAAACUAAAAUCUAACUAUAGACAACUAAUAAAAGAAGUAAAU
Mesitornis unicolor (brown roatelo) is the source of this 502-nucleotide messenger RNA. Its product is annotated as tyrosine-protein kinase Fer-like. Lineage: Eukaryota; Metazoa; Chordata; Aves; Mesitornithiformes; Mesitornithidae. The transcript has 3 exons. The record is from RefSeq and is a predicted model, not a curated record. The annotation marks the transcript as partial.